Molecule: messenger RNA, 2362 nt
Organism: Cuscuta campestris
Lineage: Eukaryota; Viridiplantae; Streptophyta; Magnoliopsida; Solanales; Convolvulaceae
Source: the annotation of a GenBank genome assembly
AUCCGCCAUUAUCAGAGCUGUUUCCCCUUUCCUCGGCACGGAAUCAUUGAGAAUCGGGGAGAUCGCGGUCGCUUACAAGUUCAGCCCCGGGGACGCGAGCGGAAAUGGUGGCGGAGCCUUGGCUGUUGAGGAUGGGAAAUCAGGUCGGUAGCAAUGUCAAGCAGGCUUUGCUUCUGGAGAAUUCGAAGAAAUCGUCUGAGAAGAGUGACGGGAAGCCAUUGUUAGGUAUACUCUCUUUCGAAGUUGCUAAUGUGAUGUCUAUGAUCAUUCACUUGCACAGAUCAUUGAGUGACCAUGAGAUUGUUAGGCUGAAGAGUGAGAUCUUGAAUUCCAUAGGGAUAAGAACCCUGGUAUCUGAUGAUGAAGUUAAGAUUAUGGAGUUAGCCUUAGUUGAGAAAAUGGAUGAUUUGAAUAGGGUUGCUGGUAUGGUGUCUAGGUUAGGGAGGAAAUGCACAAUCCCGGCGUUGCAAGGGUUUGUGCAUGUCUAUGGGGAUAUAACUGCUGGGGCUAUUGAUGUGAAGGAGUUGGAAUUUUUGGUUAAGGAUAUGGAAGGGAUGAUAAGGAAGAUGGAUAGAUGUGUGAGCUCUACUUCUAGAUUGUACACUGAGAUGGAGGCAAUGAAUGAACUGGAAGCCACUGCGGCGAAGUUUAAACAGAACCAUCAUGAGGAGGCUUGGAAAGCUUGUGAGCAGAAGUUGGCUUUGCAGAAGCAGGAUGUGAGGCAUUUGAAGGAUGUUUCUCUUUGGAAUCAGACUUACGAUAAGGUCGUGGAAUUGUUAGCUAGGACUGUCUGUACGGUCUAUGCGCGAAUCAGUACUGUUUCCCAAGGAAUAAUCGUGAGGAGGGCUUCCAGUCAGAUUGGCGGCGUGGAAUGCACCACUGUUGAUUUGGUAAGACCAGCUUUGAGGAAGAGAAAUGGAUUCAGUCCCUCAGGAGGACCUAGUAGUAGUGAAAGAAGUGUAGGGAGGAGCCACGGUGGCGGGCUAUUUAGUCCAAAAGACUUCAACUUUGCAUGUGGAAUCGGACUCAUGGAGUGUUUAACUUUGAGUUCCUCUCCGAAGCAUGAAGAAAUCGACGAUACCAGUCUGGUUUCUGGAUUCAGUAGUUUUCCGAGCAAACUGCUAAGUAGUGUUACCUCUAAGAAGCUUCUUCAAUACCCACAUUUAAUCGGCGACGAAGCCAGGGAUGAUUUAUACCAGAUGUUACCGGAGAGUCUAAGAAAGAAGUUGAAGACUAAACUGAAACCAUAUAUGAAGAAUUUGGAGAUAUAUGAUGCGCCCGUUGCGUACAGAUGGAGGCAGAGUCUAGAGGAGAUCCUGAACUGGCUUUCCCCACUGGCGCAUAACAUGAUCAGCUGGCAAACUGAGCGCAACUAUGAACAGCAUCAUGUUAUCGAUAGGACAAAUGUUCUAUUGCUCCAAACAUUGUAUUUUGCUGAUCUUGACAAGACCGAGGAAGUUGUCUGCGAACUGCUUGUUGGACUGAAUUACAUAUGCCGUUAUGAACAGCAGCAGAAUGCUUUCUUGGACUGUACGAGUAGCUUAGACUUUGAAGAGUAUAGGGAGUGUCAAAUGCAUCUUGGACCUUCUUUUCAAGAUGGAUGAAGUUUUGUGCACAGCCACCACGUUAACUUCUUGUAAGUCUAGGUAGAUAACUAUGGAUGAUGAUUACAAAUUUACAAUGCCUUUUAGUAGUGUGCUAAAUGGCUUGACCCAAAGUGCAGUUAUGUCUUUUUUUCUUUUCUUUCUUCAUGCUUCAUGCAUGAAUUUAGAGUGUGGGCUAAUUUUAGACUUUGUAAUUUGUAAGUGAGUGUAAACUUCAUGUCACAAAUCCCAACUUAGUGUUGGGAUAAAGGUGUAGGAUGAUGAAAAAGGUUGAGUUGUUUGUAGAUUCUCAGUGUUUAUAAGGACUUGACAAGAAAAUCUGAUCUCUAACAUCAAUGGAUGAUGCUCAUUUGUGAAACUUCAUUCAAGCACUUUUAAUGUAUGUUUAGCACUGUUAGUUGAAAGAUGAAGGUGAAAUGGACAUAUAUCACGUGAUUUAACUCCUCUAUCAAGACAGGGGCUAGGAAACUCUAGAUGAUAUGGUUCUUUUUUUGUGAUAUACUUCCUAAGAGUUAUUAUCAUAAAUCAUUAAGAGCAAAAUAGGAAAAUAAAAUCUAUUAAUGCUUGUGGAGGUAAUAGUGGAUGUAAUUUCCUCCCCCAGUCAUUACAGUACUUCGUAAAAUUUAAGGGUCCUUUAUAUCUUUUUAAAAAUAAAGGGACAUGCAAAUUGUUUCAACAAAACUUAUGUCGUCCGAGAGUAAUUUUUUGGAGCUAAAAAUACAAAACAUUUUAUUUUUUGAUAAAGAGUAAUUUCUAAA